Triticum turgidum subsp. durum (durum wheat) is the source of this 1089-nucleotide messenger RNA. The record is from the annotation of a GenBank genome assembly. Lineage: Eukaryota; Viridiplantae; Streptophyta; Magnoliopsida; Poales; Poaceae.
AUGCGGCGGUGGUUUUGCUGCGCACAUGUUGACACACCGUAUCAGGAAAACGGGGAUGAGUUUCCCAGCAGUCCUGAAAGGGCAAAUGGUAAUGGUUUUACUCAAAUUGGUGAUCAUGGAAAAGCACCUCCCUCCAUUGAAGUACCUGAAUUGUCAUUUGAUGAACUGAAAGAAAAGACGGAUGAUUUUGGGUCAAAAGCUUUGGUUGGUGAGGGUUCGUAUGGAAGAGUGUAUUAUGCUGUUCUAGAGAACGGGACACAUGUGGCUGUGAAAAAGCUUGAUACUUCAGCAGACCCUGAGCCUGACAAUGAAUUUAUAGCGCAGGUCUCCGUUAUUUCUAGAUUAAAACAUGAGCAUUUUGUUGACAUGCUUGGGUACUGUCUGGAAGGAGAUCAACGCUUACUGGCCUACGAAUUUGCUACUAUGGGUUCUCUACAUGAUAUUUUGCAUGGGAGAAAGGGUGUUGCUGGUGCACAGCCUGGCCCAGCACUUGACUGGAUGCAAAGGAUCAACAUUGCUGUUGAUGCUGCAAAAGGGCUUGAGUAUCUUCACGAGAAGGUCCAGCCUUCUGUAGUCCAUCGGGACAUACGGUCGAGCAAUGUACUUUUGUUUGAGGACUACAAAGCUAAAAUUGCAGAUUUCAACCUUUCAAAUCAAUCGCCAGAUAUGGCUGCUCGUCUACAUUCUACUCGUGUGCUUGGAACCUUUGGAUAUCAUGCUCCCGAGUAUGCCAUGACUGGCCAACUGACACAAAAAAGUGACGUGUAUAGCUUUGGGGUUGUUCUUUUGGAGCUCCUAACUGGAAGGAAACCAGUAGAUCACACGAUGCCAAGGGGACAGCAGAGUCUUGUUACCUGGGCAACACCAAGGCUUGGUGAGGACAAGGUAAAACAAUGUGUUGAUCCAAGAUUAAACGGAGAGUACCCUCCAAAAGGAGUUGCCAAGCUCGCGGCGGUGGCAGCGCUCUGUGUGCAAUACGAGUCUGAGUUUAGACCUAGCAUGAGCAUUGUAGUCAAAGCAUUGUCGCCCCUUAUUAUUAAUAAACCUCAGCAGCAACCGGGAGCUCCAGACACGCCUUCAGAUACUUGA